AUGAAGUUAAUGUUCUUUCCGGUGACGAUGAUCGAAGAAUUUCCACAUGUGUUACUGUAUUAUAAUUUCCUUCGUAAGAAGGAUCGUUAUUUUCUAUCUCCAUACGAAGUCGAAAUUUCAACACAUGGCUCUCAAAGAACUAUAUCUCCAACCUCGGCGUCGACUGGUUCGACUACAACAGAAAUAAGUUUAUCACCAAUAGAGGAAGAAGAAGAAAACUCUUCUCGACGGGCAUUCUCUUGUUCAUCAGUAUCGACGACGGCGACGACAAACUCCAGUGAUCCACUCUUAACACUGAUCGAACAACGGUUGGAUUUCAAACAUCGUUGUAUGUUCUAUUCAACUGGUCCAGGAUCCGAUUUAUGUGUGUGCGCUCUCGAUGUUGAUUUCAAUUCUUCUGUUGUUUGCAAUGCCAUUGGUUACUCAAAUCUGUUAACCUAUGAUGAGUCAACAGUUGAGAAAUCUGUUGAAAAUACCGAAGCGAACAAUAGUAGCAGUACUGUCAAACGAACACCAACCAAAUAUGCUCAUAAGAUGCGUCCUCAACAUCGACAGUAUAUACAUCAAUGGAUUUGUAUUCGCGACGUAGUUGAUGGUUUAAUAACUUGUAAUCAUGUAUUGAAAAAUAAGAAUCUUAUGGAGAUUUUCUCAAAAAUGGAUCUUUGGGUUAAACAACGCAAUGAACCAAAGUCAAUUGAGUUAAAGCCAACAAAGUCUGAAUCGUCGGAAAUGACAACCGCAAAUAUUAAAUUAUUUAAAGCACGUACUCGGCAACUUGUUUGGGAUUUGUUGGAAAUUAAAAACGAAGUACGCUUUCCACGUCCAGUUCAUGGUCGCAUACCGAAUUUUCGUUAUUGUGAAAUAGCUGCCGAAAAUGUCACUAAUCUAGAAUGUUUUAAACGAGCACGAGUCAUUAAAAUCAAUCCAUCACUUGCUCAGGAACCUCUUCGUUAUUUAACAUUAUUCUAUAACAAAGUCCUUCUCACUCCAACACCUUCACUUGAUUCGGCAUUGUUUUAUAAAUUAGAACCGACAUUUCUACGUCGUAAUCAAAUUGAAUGGGCCGCGACGAAAACUGGCGCAGCAGAAUUAGGUUCUGUCAUACAAUUACAAGCAUUAAAACAAAUUCAUGUCGAUCUUGUUGUCGUUUCAUCCGUGGCAAUUAAUCCAAUAACAGGUGCUCGGAUUGGAAAAGGUAAAGGUUACGCUGACUUAGAAUACGCAAUUAUGUCUCAAAUGGGUUGUGUAUCAGACAAAACUGUUGUUAUCACAACAUGCCAUGAAAAUCAACUGAUCAACGAUAUUCCCAAUCAUAUUAUGGAGCAGCAUGAUCUACCUGUUGAUAUUAUUGUCACACCCAAACGAUAUAUUUAUACAAAACGUUUAUUUCAACGACCGACACGUAUCUAUUGGAAUACACUCGAACCGAAUAUGAUGAUAAGUAUUCCCGUUUUGCAAGAAUUAAAACGUCUUGAAGAACAAAAUAUAAUCAAAUCUCAAUGA
Adineta ricciae is the source of this 1503-nucleotide messenger RNA. Lineage: Eukaryota; Metazoa; Rotifera; Eurotatoria; Adinetida; Adinetidae. The record is from the annotation of a GenBank genome assembly.